AUGCUAUCGAAACAAAUUAUCGCUGUCGCUCGCAGUCGUGCAUUUUUCGCUGGCAGAGGUGCUCAAUACCCUGCUGUAUCAUUGUCGAAAGGAUGGAAAAUCGCCGACACGCAUAUCAGACGUGCACAGCUCCAUUCCAAGACCGUAAAGGUCCCACAGAUGGCCGAGUCCAUCUCCGAGGGUACACUCCGAUCAUGGUCAAAACAGGUUGGGGACACCGUCGAGGCUGAUGAGGAGGUUGCAACCAUUGAGACGGAUAAGAUUGACGUCAGUGUCAAUGCACCUUCAGCAGGGAAAAUUGUGGAGUUGCUUGCAAAGGAGGAAGACACCGUCAGCGUCGGCCAGGACCUCUUCAUAAUUGAACCUGGCGAAGGUGGUGCAUCUGCUGCUCCUGAGGAGUCGAAGGCAGACCCUGAAGAACCUAGGGACCAGCAACUGGACAAGACGACACCAGAGCCACGCGCACCAUCAGCUGCUGACAAGCAGAGCGCCCCAGAAGGACCCAAAGAGUCCAAGAAGGAGGUGAAGAAGCAGGAUUCAAAGCCAAAAGAGGACAAGUCUAAAGCACCUAUUUCUCCGCCCAAGGCCCCCGGAAAUCGGGGCGAGACAAGGGUUAAGAUGAACCGAAUGCGCCUGCGCAUUGCCGAGCGUUUGAAGGAAUCGCAAAACGCUGCCGCUUCGCUCACGACCUUCAAUGAGAUUGACAUGUCCUCUCUCAUGGAAAUGCGGAAGAAGUACAAGGACGAAGUGCUCAAAGAACAUGAUGUCAAGCUCGGCUUUAUGAGCGCGUUCGCUCGUGCGAGAUUCCUGCUGCAAAUGCGGUCCAUCGAGGGUGACGAGAUUGUCUACCAUGAUUUCGUUGACCUGAGCGUCGCUGUCGCGACGCCCAAGGGCUUGGUCACUCCAGUAGUGCGGAAUGUUGAGGACAUGGGCUUUGUUCAGAUCGAGAAGGAGAUUGCUGCUCUCGGAAACAAGGCAAGCGCUGCCAGGGAUGGUAAGUUGACUCUCGAGGACAUGGCAGGAGGCACCUUCACCAUUUCCAAUGGUGGUGUCUUUGGCUCGUUGUACGGAACGCCCAUCAUCAACCUGCCACAGUCUGCUGUGCUCGGCAUGCACGCGAUCAAGGACAAACCUGUCGUUGUAAACGGCCAGAUCGUCAUCCGACCCAUCAUGGUCGUCGCCCUCACCUAUGACCACAGACUACUCGAUGGUCGGGAGGCAGUCACCUUCCUAGUGAAGGUCCGCGACUACAUUGAGGACCCUCGGAAAAUGCUUCUUGCAUUGAGCUGA
Messenger RNA from Suillus subalutaceus, 1290 nucleotides. RefSeq lists its product as uncharacterized. NCBI's taxonomy places the organism in Eukaryota, Fungi, Basidiomycota, Agaricomycetes, Boletales, Suillaceae. The record is from RefSeq and is a predicted model, not a curated record. Gene Ontology annotation, molecular function: dihydrolipoyllysine-residue succinyltransferase activity. Bases 1 to 1290 code for a protein of 429 amino acids. The transcript has 9 exons. Gene Ontology annotation, cellular component: oxoglutarate dehydrogenase complex. Gene Ontology annotation, biological process: tricarboxylic acid cycle.